Molecule: messenger RNA, 1344 nt
Organism: Rodentolepis nana
Lineage: Eukaryota; Metazoa; Platyhelminthes; Cestoda; Cyclophyllidea; Hymenolepididae
Source: the annotation of a GenBank genome assembly
AUGUCAGUCACCAACGCAGCCACUUCUAAACCCAAGCUUCUUCAUCAUCAUCAUCAUAAGGACAAGCCUUCAGCUACCCCUACUGAAUUCAAAGCUGAUGCUGUAGUGGAAGGAAAAUUCCCUAUUAAACCUCAAGAUGAGGUGGACAUUCAAUCUGCGCGCGAGGUUUUCGAUAUGCGUUCUCGCAAAAAUAUGGGUAAGUCCUACAAGGUCAAAGUCAUUGGUACCGAUACUCGACUCAUUAUCAAACGAAAAUCGGUUGUUAGUUCUUCUCCACGGGAAAUUUCCCUCCUUUGCAAUGAGGUCUAUCGAUUUUUCAUUUUCACUCGGGAUCCCAAACUUGUCAUUCUUGUUAUUCCGGAUCUCCCAGAAGGAAACCGAGCUUAUCUACUAUUAAAAAUGAAGAGUCAAGCUGACGCUAAUUCGGUGUGUAAUGUCAUCCAAAGUGGCCGGAAGAAACUCAGUUCCCAAUCUGCUCUUCAGCAGGAGACUGUGAAAUCCCCCAGCCAAUCUCGAGCAUCAGAAAGCUUUCAACCAGAUGGAGCAGAAGUAGAGAUGCAGGAGAAUGGUAAAUCUUUGGACAAACCCGGUGCUUACGAUUCUGAGAGCUCACACUCAGAAAAUGGACAUGCUGACUCGGAUACAGGAACUAUUAGCACUCCAAAGAAUAGUAAACACACGGGAAUCCCAGAAGCGUCCUCCCGUAGAGCUUUUGAAGGUGUUGAAGAGACGAAAAUUAAAGGUGAGCCAAUUCAACUGGCCUCUAUUCAUGAUGUUCAAUCGGCAUUCCCGGGCAUGGCCGAAAAUGAGAAUAGCACAAAUUCUGUUUCAAAAUCAGACUCGAACAUGGAGGAGGGUGUUCCGAGAUCUUUACCAAGAACACCACUUCACUCCUCCCCAGUUGAUAACGUAGUCAAAGAGAGGAAAGAGAAAAAGGAAAAGAGAAGUCCCCAUCGAAGGGAACCCCCACUCACUGAAGAGAUGUACGUUGAACCUCCGAAGAAUUGGAAGGUAGCUCAACCCAUCUGCGCAAGACGAGAAGAAGAUUUGAAAAAAGCUCUGCUUGUCGAUAUGUACGAUGAUGAUUGGGCUGUUGAUGUCAAGUUAAUUAAAUCGGAUGGUUCUUUCGGAAGUCGAAUUUCGGACACUGGAAAUGUGUACAUGUUCACAGCUCAUCAUCUAGUUCCAGAGAACUACAGUUACUUCGAUUGCAGUUCCAGCAGUGAUGAGGAGAUUGAAUUAAAGGAGAAACCGAUGAAAAUGAGUAAUGGCAUUAUGAGGCACCGCUCUUCAAGCAGUGAGAGUGAGCACAGAAAUGGAUAUGCUGGUGUGAACCGGUAUUAG